This is a messenger RNA of Spirometra erinaceieuropaei, 274 nucleotides long. NCBI's taxonomy places the organism in Eukaryota, Metazoa, Platyhelminthes, Cestoda, Diphyllobothriidea, Diphyllobothriidae. The record is from the annotation of a GenBank genome assembly.
AUGUGGUUAGACACCUCCAAGGACGCGAUGAAGGAGACGCGAUCUCUCUUAUGCCUCUUCCUCCUCCUCCUCCUCCUCCUCCUCCUCCUCCUCCUCCUCCCCCACCUCUCGGCAACCAAACCACCUUACAUGCGAGUAGAGUAAGUCCACCCAUUAUGGCAGCCUGUAAUUUCCUUUCCCUUUUAGACAGUCCAAGGAGCAACUGACCGGAAAGGAGGGAGACGCUAGUGGAUUGGGAACUGGUGCGCUACAAGGUGGAUAUCGCCGAACUUAA